AUGUCAGCGGACGGAUUGGAAAAUGGUUCGUCAAAUGUUGAUUUGCAUGUUUUGGAUGCAAAGCGAUCGAGACACGACUCGCUUGAUGUGAUCAGUUGUGAGGAGAAUAACACAAAUAAGGAUUCUGUUAGUGCCGUACUGUACCGAUGUAUGCUUAUAAAAAUUCUUUAUGAAUCGAACAGUCUUCUGGAAUACGUCACUCUCCAAAGUGCAGUUCUAUCAAUUGAUUCGAAGGCAUCUGCAAAGUCGAUAAAAUAUAUGACCGUGUAUUGCAGCUUGGUUAAGGCGUGUCCUGCUGUGUCUGCCGUUGAUUAUAUCUAUAAAUCACUUCGCUAUCGAGAAUUAAUUAAACGGAUUUUUGGAAAUGAUCAAAUGCUUUUGUUUGAAGGAUUACUAGAAUCAGCAGCUUUGGAUAUUUUUGAAGAGACAAAUGAUAACACAGAAUUAUUUUGGAGCCUAAAAACAGGUGAAAGUCUCCUACUGUAUUUUAUCAAGUUGGUUUCAAGGAUAUGGAAAGAAAAUGAUAAUCAGUUUUUGCUCGAUUAUGAACGUACUUCUCUACCGAUCAUCAAAACUUGUGUAUUAACUCAAUUUACCUUAGUUUUACGCGGCAUAUACGAGAGGUUACCAGCUAAUGAAAUUGGUCUUGUUUUCUUACGCUUGAUAGGUACUUUUUCAGUCUCAGAUACAUUUUUAACCGAGUUCUUGGAGCAUAUUUCGGAUUCAAAUGAAAUAAUAGCUGAAAUUUUUAAAAAAGCGCUGCAAAAUACGAGGUCAUUGAUGUUAACACAGAAAUUUUGGAAAUGUCACUCUGCUAAUGAAAUUCCUGUUUCUUAUUAUAUUUUGAAAAGGCUUUUAUCUAUAAAAUUGUCUUCUGGUAAGCGACCGAUUGCUGAUUUGUUGGUCACAACUAUGAUCGAUGAAUUUUUGCCAUCCUGUCGAACCACAUUUUGUGGCCGUGAAUUCUCGAGACUUUCUUAUCUUGGGCCAUUUUUCGAAUACAACACUGCCCCUUGUUCUCCGUGUCGAAUAGAUCAUUUCGAUAUAUUUAUUCCAUAUUUUUCUUGUGAUACUUUGCCAUCUCGUAGGGAAAGGGAGCUGCUAUAUCUGCCAUAUCGUGAAAAAUUAAUUAUAGUUGGAAAAGAAUUGCAACAGAUAAUGCAUGUUUUACUGGUCAAUGCUGCGAGUCGCACCAAAACCGUUGAUUUCAUCGCUCGAAUAUUGAAGGAAAACAGUAACAGACGACAGAUGCAUCGCGAGGCGCAAAAAUCCGCUUCUGAUGGCUUUAUGCUAAAUUUUCUUAAUGUAAUGUAUGGAUUAUCAGAAAAAAUAACACUGGAUAAAGUUAAUCCGCUUUAUAUUUUUCAUCCAAAUUGCAAGGUUGAUUUGCGCAAUGAAACUCGAAUGCAGUUCAGUGAAGAAGAAUUGAAUCAGUUUGCAUCUUCCUUAGGCAAGUUGCUUUCUUUUCCGUUUUUCUUUUUUUUAUAA
Molecule: messenger RNA, 1488 nt
Organism: Dracunculus medinensis (Guinea worm)
Lineage: Eukaryota; Metazoa; Nematoda; Chromadorea; Rhabditida; Dracunculidae
Source: the annotation of a GenBank genome assembly